AUGGAGAAAACAUGGAGUAGACGGGCAACUUUGUGUCCCUCCCUUUUCAGUAAGGAACAAUUAGAACAUUUGUACAAGAUCUUUUCAACUCAAGUUGUGCAUUCAUGCAAAAUUCGAGCUAAAUAUGCUCUCCACGAAUUCUAUGAUCUUUUGCCACUAGCUACUUCUAAACCCAUCGAGGCCAAGAAGGAAUUGGAGAAUCAAAGUACCUUCUUCAUGACUUUGGCUAUCUAUGGACUUCCUGUAGAAUACUCUCCCACUCGAGACCAUGGCUCCAACAUUAACAAUUCUUACAACUGGUAUCACAACACUCGUUUCUUGGGAAAAUUGUUCAUGGUACAAACAAGGAUGGAAGCUAGACUAGACAACUUGGAGAAAGGCUUUAAAAGCCUUUUGGAGAUGAUGCAUAACGUUAACCGGACGCUGCAGCAGAAAACAAAUUCUACCGAAAAAAGUGACGACGGAGGAACUCAGGGGGAAGGAAACGACAUGAGAAAGAGUUCGUUGGAGGACCGGUGGAGGAGAUUGGAAAUUCCAAUCGAGAUGAAGGCCAAGGUUUUUUCCUGGAAUGCAAAAAUAAUGAUUCAGGAGCCAGAUAACACCGCCAGUAUUCCAGCUGGAAUUCAUAAGAUUUUGGAGGAGGCUGAGUUCUUACAUACUCCCACCAAAGGAGAUGAUACAUCUGCCCUUGCUUCUUGGAGCAAUUCUUCUGGAUACUCUCACAUGGGUCUUAGAAUUUUACAUGGAAAGCCUCCUUGCCCCACCAAUCCAGCUCAAGCUUCCAUAACUGAGUCCACUCUGCCCACUGAUCAAUCUCGAGCUACUCUUGUUGCCUAG
Messenger RNA from Sphenostylis stenocarpa, 837 nucleotides. The record is from the annotation of a GenBank genome assembly. NCBI's taxonomy places the organism in Eukaryota, Viridiplantae, Streptophyta, Magnoliopsida, Fabales, Fabaceae.